Messenger RNA from Exophiala dermatitidis NIH/UT8656, 183 nucleotides. RefSeq lists its product as uncharacterized. The record is from RefSeq and is a predicted model, not a curated record. The transcript has a single exon. NCBI's taxonomy places the organism in Eukaryota, Fungi, Ascomycota, Eurotiomycetes, Chaetothyriales, Herpotrichiellaceae. Bases 1 to 183 code for a protein of 60 amino acids.
AUGUUGGAGUCUACGGAUGCUGCUUUGGUGGGCACGAGCCUCGUGCUCGCGGUCGGGACCAUCGUUUUUGUGUCGAUCCAGCUCGACAGGCAGUACACGACCGUUGGUCGGCUGAACGCAAGUAAAUGUGAGUCCACAAACGAUCUCAACCACCGCAAGGCUGCAAAUACUGACCCGCUAUAG